Molecule: messenger RNA, 13978 nt
Organism: Corythoichthys intestinalis (scribbled pipefish)
Lineage: Eukaryota; Metazoa; Chordata; Actinopteri; Syngnathiformes; Syngnathidae
Gene: sack1ha
Product: family with sequence similarity 83 member Ha
Exons: 9
Coding region: 283-4626 (1447 amino acids)
Biological process (GO): protein localization to cytoskeleton; signal transduction; intermediate filament cytoskeleton organization
Cellular component (GO): keratin filament
Molecular function (GO): protein kinase binding; keratin filament binding
Source: RefSeq, a predicted model, not a curated record
AAGGGGGCGGUGCUCGUUUUGAUCCCCUUCCACUUCUUCUCCAUGUUAGCUUUCAACAUCGUCGACAACAUGCCUGAAGCGUGACAGCAAACUGGUUUAGCUAGCUGACUGGGGUUGAAAGAAAAAAAGAAAUAAAAGCAACAAUGUGUCAAAACACUCUUGGCAGGUCUCGCUUGUAUUAGAGGCGCGACUGGCGACCGGAAACACGGCGGCAAAAUGGCCCGUUCCGACUCCGAACCACGGCAAUCGUGACGAUGACUUGACGUUCGCUGGCCAUCAGUCAUGGCACGUCGCUCUCAAUGUUCCUCUGCGGGGGAUAACCCCAUGCACCCCAACUACCUUCCUCCUCAUUAUCGGGAAGAAUACCGUCUGGCGAUUGACGCGCUGAUUGAGGAAGAGCUGGAAGGAUAUUACGACUUUCUUCAAAAAGCAGAUGUGGUGGACUUCCUUUCCACGCAGGAAAUUCAGUAUAUUCAGAGCUCGGUCCAAGUUCCUCAGCAAAGCAUCUACCAAGAGCAACCUUUUCUGGACAAUGUCGGAGACAGCUCCUCGGAUACGUACUGGCCGGUCCACUCCGACCUGGACGCCCCCGGCCUGGAUCUCGGCUGGCCUCAGCUGCAUCUUUUCGGCGGUCCCACGGAGGUGACCACGCUGGUGAAUCCUCCCGAGCCCGAAAUGCCGAGCAUCAAGGAGCAGGCUCGUCGACUUAUCAAGAACGCUCAACAGGUGAUUGCCAUUGUCAUGGACAUGUUUACAGAUGUAGACAUUUUUGCUGAUAUUUUAAAUGCCGCCAUGAGGAACGUCGCCGUCUAUAUUCUUUUGGACGAGCGGAACGCGCAUCAUUUCAUGAACAUGGUGUCCAACUGCAGAGUAAAUCUACAGAAUAUGCAAUUUCUACGUGUCAGAACUGUGUCUGGUAUCACUUAUCACUGCCGCUCAGGGAAAUCCUUCAAAGGACAGAUGAUGGAUCGCUUCUUGUUGACAGACUGCAGGGCGGUACUGAGUGGGAACUACAGCUUCAUGUGGUCUUUUGAGAAACUACACCGUUGUAUGGCACAUCUUUUCCUUGGACAGCUGGUAUCGACCUUUGACGAAGAGUUUCGGAUCCUCUUUGCUCAGUCUCAGCCAAUAUCAACAGAUGAGCCUGUUGCGAUGGAAGACAUUGGCUUUUUACAAAAGUGGCAAUACCCAAGUAAAAGAACUUCACUUGUAUACAGAGAGCCCAGGAAGUUUGGGCCGAUGGACAUGCCUCAUCCAGAGGAUUGGGCUAAACCAUCAUAUGAUGAGCACCAAGAAACCGACUGGAGAACGAUGCACCUGAAAAGAAACGAACCUCUGUACGGUCCUAUUGAUAUGCACAGUCGAUUUCCGUCACAACAGUCAGGACUGGAGCAGCUAGGUCACUCCAGGUUUCCCGUGAUGGAAAACCCUGCUUUCAAACGACAGGUGUAUAGCGAAGGUAUUCCUAGCAGGUACAGUUACCCGUUCCCAACUCAACCCGCAGCAGACCUCGAGGCUAGGGGAAGAGCGCUUCACAGGGGACAGCAGCAAAAUGUGGGACCGGGUCCCGAUAACGACUAUGGGGGUCCCGACAAAUUCUGGAACCAAAAGUAUCCGUCAGCAGAGCAGUCUUCGGAACCGGGCUUACCACAAGAAAUGGAGCCUUAUGACAACUUUGACCCUGUGCUUAAUUAUUUAUCAUCCACUAGGAAUGUGGACUUUGAGCAGGUCUCAGAGAAGUUACAACCCCCGGCAGAUUUAAGUCUAUCGCAGCACACAAUGGACGACAAGCAGUUUCUUCAGGACCGCAGAGACCCCAUGGUGAAGCGGGGUUUAAGGAACUGGAGAAUCAACUCUUACCUCAGUGCGUAUGAUAAUCCAGGAGAUGAAGGCCUGCCAUUGAUGCCUCCUCAGACAUCAGAUCCUUUCGAGGAGCCCUCCAACCCUGUACAGACAACCGCACCGCUCGCAGAUUCCUCAAUUCCUAAAAUUCCAAAUGUCCGAGAGUUUAAGAUUCCCGCCGUUCCUAGGGUAAGUCAGUUGCCAAGUUACGCCAAAGCUUUUGCCCUGGAAACAGAACAGGCAAAUAAAUUGCCGGAAGAAAGUACUCCUGUGCUGGCGGACACCAAAACAACAGAGACACUGACACCUUCUGAAUCAUCAUCCACAACAGAAGGGGAGAAAUCAGAAGAGUCAGAACAGAAGGAAUCUAAUACCGCUGUCCGAAAGGACGAGUCGUUUAAGAGAAAAUACAAUGCGGCCAUGCCGAGAAGUUCCAGGUUAAGAUCCUCUCUGAUAUUUAACUCUUUAGAGCAACAUACAGCGGGGCAACAAGAUGAGGAAAGUGACAAGACUGAGAGUGAGCAGACAAAACUACCUUUUGCUUCUCAGGUUUUUGGACAAAGAAGAUCAGGUGCUAGAGACUCUUUCGCCUGGACUCGUUACUUAAAGUCGUCCACGUUUGAUAGCUCUGCACAAGAAGGUACCAACAAACCAGAGGAUAAAGAUUCAAAGAGUUCCUCGGAAAAUCUGGAGAUCCAAGAACCGUCAAAGAGUUCCUCAGAAAAUGUGGGGAUCCAAGAACCUUUAAAGCUGCCAGAUGUUGAACAGGGAAAAACAUCUCCAUCGCCGUUCAGAUUGAAGCGGUCUGAAUCCGAUCUAACAAAAGCUGAUCUACUACCCAAGUCUUUGGUUAGCAACCCGUUGCCCGUAGACAUGAAUGAUCCUGAUAAGAGACUCAAGUUUUUCAAAGAGCUGGCAGCCAAACGCAAAGCUGCCAAGGCUGCAGAGGCUGAAAAGAAGAAAGAGAAGGCUCCAAUGAAAACACCAACGAAUCGUGACGGUGUUACUGUUGUAAAGGAGGACACUGCAUCCAGUGAUGGUACUCGAAAAGAUGAUACAACGUCCCAGAUGUCAAUCUCACUAUCAUCAAGUGUUACUACUAAGGAUUCAAGUAAAACAAAAUCCUCAGAACUAAAUGUCAGUGAUGAGGCAAACAAUCAAGAGGUUAGUAAUCUAACGGUUAUCUCCCAGACAUCAAAAAGUCAACAACCUAAAGUCCCGACUGAUUUGGAUAAAGCAAAAUUGCGAGACAGCCAAACGGCAGCAUCUCUAUCUGUUUCUGCAGAAACAGAAUCUCUUGAGUGUGAUUCAGAAGACCCAGAGCGUCACAAACCUGCCUUGAGUGAGUCUAGCUCUGGUCAAGAGCCCAUUGUAACAAAAGAAACGCAUGCUAAUCUUCCAUUGCUUGAGCAUCGCGCAGAAGAAAAUAUAUCAGCAGUCCUUACGUCUACCUCUACUGAUUCCACUCUAGUUCCUACUCUCAAUACGGUGGAUUCAGCAUCAUCUUCUGCAUCUAACACUGUCAUUUCUAACAUCCAAACUCAAGACUCAUCACAGACCAAUGUGGCACAACCUGACGCAAAGAGCGCUAACUCUGAACACCUGCUAUCCAUUUCUAGUCCACAAAGCACAUCCAAUCCUUCAGACUCACCUAGCAUAGAGCAAACAGCUUCUGUUUUAGUGCCAACACCGCCUGAAAGUAGUCAUUUCCGCCACUUCGCUAAUGAGAAAUCUGGUGUUUUCCAUGAAAGUACCGCGUCUGGUUCAGAGCCAAACUCAUCCGCGUUACAAUGCACAGUAACGGAUAAUGACCAGAAGGUUUCCACAAUAGUAAACACCUCAGUAAGUACUCCAGUUGUAAAUGAGCCCAGCGGGUCACCUAUUGUUCCCUCGUCCUUCGGAAAUGACAGAGGUGACUGUGAAACACAUAGCCUUAGCUCUUUGUCGCACGAGUCCAAUAUAUUUGAUACGCAAAGUCUUUCUAAACCAGACCAAAAAGACGUUCCUACGCCAACUAUUGAAGACCUACCGCAAGACCUGCUAAGACGAGUAAAUUCCUCCUCUGAAUCCAACCCAACAGAAUUAGUUCCGUCUGUUUUGCCUUCCCAAACUGAAAAACCAGAAGCUAUCACUACAGUCUCCUUAACCAAUGGGAGUCCAAGUGAUAUAAGCAAAGUCACAACGCACCCUACCUCAAGCACAACAUCUGUUACAGACGAGAUUGUUCCGACCGACAAAAAGCUCGACGCGUCGUUAGCCUCACCGCUCGCUAGCGAUAAUUUGGACCCUCGUAAUGUCGACAGGAAAGAUUCUCAAUCGCCUCGUGAAAAUAACGCCGCGGACAGUGAAACUACCAGUACAGUUUACAAGCAAUCUGUCUGCGGCGAAGGAAUAAAUGAACAAGCGGGGCAAAAUAAAUCUUCCGGAGUUACAACGGAGGAAUCGCCGCAACCCAGGCAGCCGAAAACGAGCCAAUCUCGCUACCAUUCGUCGACGGCGGGCGUGCUCUCGAGCAGCAACCUCCGAGAUGAUACCAAGCUGCUGCUGGAACAGAUUUCCGCCAACAGCCAAAGCAGGAACGAGUCGACGAAGGAGUCGCCCGUCACCGACGACGAGAAAGAAGACGAAGCCGAUAAAAAUGCCAAAAGGGAAAAAGAACGAGAGAUAGGGUCGCUAAGCGGCGGGCUGCAAAAGUCGUCUCAGGACCGUGACAAGCUGUUGGAAAGACUCCAAAGCAUGAGGAAGGAGAGGAAAGUUUACAGUCGCUUUGAUAUGACUCCUUAACUGGGGACCCAGAGAGAAAAGAUUACAGACUGAAGUACGGCACAGGCCCGACAUGCUGACUAAGACAUGAUCAGUAAAGACCAAUAGGGUUGUACUUGUAUUUGCCAAUCGCUAUCAGUUCAGUCAGCGUGGAGUGCGUUUAUGGGUAGUUGACCGUGCAUAUAUGUAAGUGAUAAAAUGUUUUAAUGACACACAGAGAUGGGUAAAGUGCAAUUUGUUACAAGUGAUUAUUUGAGGUGCCUUGACUGCAGUGGCAACCAUGUUACAUGCAAUACAGACAACUUGUUCUAGAACAGCCAUUACAAGAAAGAUGGGGUUGAAAAUAGACAAUAUUGUUUCUUACGACACGAUUCGAGGCUCACUAUGAUCUCAUGAUAUGGAAAUACAACGAUGAUCGAUACAUGGUUCGGGAAAUCAUUCUAGGAUAUUCUACAAUAGUGUUUUUCAACUGGUGUGCUGCAGAUUGUCAGGUGUGCCGCGAGAAAUUAUUCAAUAUCGCUUUUUUUUUUUUUUACGUCGUCGGGCGGAGUUGCAGAAGGAAGGAAGGAAGGACUAGGUAGUAAGUUUCGGUUGUGUGCAAAUGAGCGAGGCAUUGCUCGUGUCGCGUUCAAGAACUGCUCGGAUUUCUAGCCACUAGAAGCGUGCAAAAUUUCUGAUUCUGAUGUCUUAAUCAACUGUCAGUGGCAGCCAAUGUCAGACAAUUAGUUCAUUUUGGGGCAUUUCCAUGCAGUAAUUUUUCAUAGGGGUGGCCUGAUGGGGCCACUUAAAAUCUUGGGGUGGCCAAAACUAAAAGCCAUAAUUUCAGGUUUUCAUUAUAUUAUUGCAGUAAAAAGGUCAGGGGAAAACUAUCAGAAAGACUUCAGGACACGACUACUGAUAUACUUUGGUGUAUUGUGUAAUAUUUGAUGUUACUAAUGAUUUAGUGUGCAUAGUCCAUAACUGUCCAGUCAACAUUUUGAGUUCCACAACAAUUCUGUUUUUAUUGUGUUAUGUAUAUAUUAGGCAUAAGGUGUACAUUUAACUAGGGCUGUCAAACGAUUAAAAUUUUUAAUCGAGUUAAUCACAGCUUAAAAAUUAAUUAAUUGUAAUUAAUCACAAUUCAAACCAUCUAUAAAAUAUGCCAUAUUUUUCUGUAAAUCAUUGUUGGAAUGGAAAGAUAAGACGGAUAUAUACAUUCAACAUGCUGUACAUAAGUACUGUUUGUUUAUUAUAACAAUAAAUCCACAAGAUGGCAUUAACAUUAUUAACAUUCUUUCUGUGAAAGUGAUCCACGGAUAGAAAGACUGGUGAUUCUUAAAGGAUAAAUGUGAGUUUGUUUUGUACAUUGUGACUAAAUAUUGCCAUCUGGUAUAUUUUUGAGCUUUCAGUAAAUGAAACUGUAGCGACUUAACUGUUCUGCCCAAAUGCACGAUGGGAAGUGGUGCAGCCAUGACUGUGUGUGGUGGCUGCAAAUGCUAUAUCUUCUCUGUGUUGGGUACACUACAGGGUGUUAAGAAAAAGAUCAACUCCUGUCAUUCGUCCCCACGUCGCUUCCCACAAUAUUUAUACUGUGGGAGAGAUGACAACGCUUUUGCCAAUCAAAAGCACGGCCCCAAUGAAUGCUUGUAUCUACUCCACUCAAUUGACACUGCCUCUUAUCUCUGUAUAUAAGUAAAAUGGCGCCAUUGUAAGCUGUUUGCGGCAAUGCCUGAGUGAGUCGUACCGCGAAUGCGUUAAUUGCGAUACAUAUUUUCACGUGAUUAAAAAAAUGAAUUACCGCCCGUUAACGCGAUAAAUUUGACAGCCCUACAUUUAACAAAAGAAAAUAAAUGCAUUCAUAUGGGAUGAAAUGCAUAACUGAUGCUACAACAAUCUAACGAUAUACCUGCAAGCGGGUUGGCCAGUGGGGUGGCCAACCAAUUUAUAGGGGUGGCGCCACUGAUUCCAUGUCAUUUCCUGUUGAUUUUCAGUCGCUUCCUUUUCCUUUUUGGGCAUUCACGGGUCAUUUCCUGUUGAUUUUUGGCUACUGAAAAGGGAUUUUUGGUUACUAAAAAGGAAGUAACUUAAGAAUGUGUCCCCAAGUGAAUAGGAAAUGAUUAAAAGUCAUCAGGAAAUAACCUGUAAAUGCCCUAAAAUGAACAAGCCAUCAAUAGUACUGAGACCAGAGCAUUAACAGACUUUUGUGGUAAUUUACACAUCAUUUCCUGUUCAUUUGGGGACCUUCUGUUGAGUUUGAAAAAUCACCUGAAAAUGCCCCAAAAUCAACAGGAAGCAACCUGUAAAUGCCCUAAAAUGAACUAAAGUGACCUCAAAAGACUGGCUUUGAAUGCUGUGGUUUCAAUGCCAUUGACCCCGCUAGACGUCCAAUCCGGUCAAAAUGAAUUGUCUUGCGCCAUCAAUGGCAUUUAGCAACGUAGACACUAUUCUAAUAGAAGAUGUUGGCAGCAACCUUUAAAAAAAAAACAAAAAAACAGUGACACCUUUUUAUAACGAUAUCGAUUCUUGGCGGGAUCAUAUCAAUAACCUUUUGGGCAAAAAAGUAUCAAGAUAUAAGCUUUUCAAUAUAUUGUCACACCCCUAAUUGUAACGUUCGCAAAAAGUCCAGUCUUUCCAUGUGAGUGGUUAUUCUCAGUGCAGAAAGUUUUUUCUGCCAUCUAGUGGUUUUUCUUGUAACCGCAGCCCGAGCCUACAUUCCUUUCAUAACUUAUAGACCCUACUCUCCUACGUCACAAAAUGGGCGUGUCGCUGUCUCCGGCCGCCAUAUUGUACCUCUUUUUCAGACCUAUUCUCAUUGUUUUCAAUUAGUCGAGCAAGUUAUAGAGCAAUUCAUGGAAGCCCCGGUGUUAUCUGACGCUGUAAACUCAUUGGAUCCGUUGCAUAAAAGGCGUUACGUGGAAAAGCUUCAGUUUAUCCAUUUGCCAGAUCCGUAUUUGAUGCCUAAAUCGAUGUUUUUCGACCCGCUGGCUUCGCCUGACAUCUGAUAUCCUGAUAUUUACAACAAUCUUGUCCACACAAAAUGAGCCUAUUCUCACGAAAGUUUGAAAAACUUUAAGAGCUUGGAGGCUUAUAAAUGCUACGUUGCUGGUUGGGUGAAACAGGUCCUCGUACACGAAAAUUCGGCAGGAAUCUUGUGCUCGGAAGGUGAGUUACGAAAUUUUCAAUUCAAAAUCUUUUGUUCUUGCUAACAUCCACUGUCAAGUCUAAUGUAUUUCAUAUCAUUUGUCAAUGGAGCUAGGGCUUUUAAUGUUUAUAUGGUUUAGCGAUAGCACUCUCACUAUAUACAUAUAUAAUACGUAAUAAAUAUGAAGUGCGAUAGCACUACUCCAGAUUGUCCCUAGUUGAAUUUAUUUUUUGGCUUUUGACCUCAAUAGUGAAAUUGUAAAUUAAUUGUAUGACAACUGUCUGAUUAUCCCCUUAUAAUUAUAUAUUUUCAGGUAGUUCAUUCACAACGUCUGAGUGUAUGUUGUCGGCGAUUAGCCUAGCAAUGAUCUUAAUUGUGGUUGUCAGCCCAAAAACCCUCUAAAUAUAUAUUAAAUGCAUCUUACCAGAUAUAAAAUGACUACUACAUAAUCUGUGGUAGUCGUUUGGAGCCCAGUUUUCUCGUCGAAUUGCAGCAGUCAAUCUCGGUCUCCUGUUCGGGUCUCUCGGAAUACGGUCAAAAUUCAAGUCUCUCCGUCUAUCUUCUCUGUUUUUGCAACCGACCGCCACACACGACUUCACCAUUUUGAUUAUUAAUGUUAACGAGCAGAAAAACACGCCAUAAUAGGAGGAAUUUGCGAAGCGCUAAUGCAUUAACAUGACUAGUAUCCGGACAACAUGGCGCGGGGGCGUGGCUGUGACGUCACGUGAGUAGGGUCUAUUAGCAAAGAAAAAAUGUUACAACAUUAGUGGCUUGUUGGAAGUGUGUUGAAAUUCCUCACUUACAUAUUUCAGCUGCAUUCGUAGUGUUGUGUAAAUGCCUGUUACUGCUAAACAAGCCAAUGCAUGUCUUGGACUUGUUUUAGACGUUUAGAAACUAGAGAUGUGACAAUAUAUGGAAAUGGCGAUACUUUGUACUGUAUCCCAAAAGGUAAUUGAUAUGCUCCUGCCAAGAAUCGAUAUAUCGUUUUAAAAAGGUGUCACUGUUCAAAAAAUAAACUGCCACCAAAAUCUGACAAAAUUAGCAGCAACUGACCUGAAAUGCCCCCCCCCCAAAAAAAACACUCAUAAGUUGAGUCAUAGACGUCUAAUGAGAUCAUUGUGAGCCAUGUAUCGCAAAUUUUAUCGUGUGCUACCCCACUCCAAUUAGAAAUGUAAAAAAAAAAAUAAAGUUCCAAAACGUAUUAAUCAUAAUUCCACUACUGCACAUUUGUUUUGACAUAGUUAGAAAAGGUAUUUAAUCCCAAAAUAAGAAUUGCACAUUGGAAAUAUGCUGCAUUUUUAACCUCAUGUAUCAUUGAAAAACAUGUCCGUUACCUUAUUCUUGUUUAUAAACUUACUUUAAUGGAAUAAUGAAGGUGUUCAUUGAUGGAUAGACUUCACUUUUUAAGAAACCAGUACUACUGAAGCGUAUUGCUGCCACCAAAAAAUUUUUUUUUAAAAGUCCAGUAGAAUUUCUGGACUUUAAAAAAAAAAAAAAUUAACAUAAUCGUGCAUUUUCACAUAAUAGUUAUCAAGUUUUUAAAUAAUAAGUAACACGUUCUUACAUGAAAGUUACCACGUUUACAAGUUUACAUUUUUACAUGACAGUAUCACGUUCUUACAUGAUGGUAUCACUUUUUUCAUGAUAAUGAUCACAUUUUUACAUGACCAUUAACACGUUUUUACGUGAUUAACACGUUAUUACAUGAUAAUGAUCACUUUUUUUCAUGAUAGUAUAAGGAUUUUACAUAAUAUCACAAUUUUACAUGGUAGUAUCACAUUUUUACAUGAUAGUUCUCACAUUUUUACUUGAUAAUCAUCCUGUUUUUGCAUGAUACUAUCACAUUUUACGUGAUAAUGAUCGUGUUUUUACAUGAUAGUUCUCACGUUUUCACUUGAUAAUUAUCGCGUUUUUACAUACUAUCACGUUUUACAUAAUCACAUAUUUACAUGAUGAUUAUCAAGUUUUACAUGAUGAAGAUCAUGUUUUUACAUGAUCAAUAUGUAGUUUUUACAUAGUAUCAGGUUAUUACAUGAUCAUGAUCACGUUAUUACAUUAUAGUAUAGAGUUUUCACAUAUUUUACUUGAUAGUUCUCACAUUUUUACUUGAUCAUUAUCACGUUUUUACCUGAUACUAUCACAUUCUUAGAUUAUAUUAUCACGUUUUACAUGAUAAUGAUCAUGUUUUUACAUUGUGAUUAUCAAAUUUUGUAUGAUAAUGAUCACCUUUUUACAUAAUAAUCACAAUUUUGCAUCGUAGGAUCACAUUGUUCCAUGGUAGUACUCAGGUUUUUACUUGAUAAUUAUCACGUUUUUACAUUCUAUCACAUUUGACAUGAUAAUGAUCAGAUUUUUACAUGAUAAUUAUCCAGUUUUACAUGAUAAUGAUAAUGUUUUUAAAUGAUAAUUAUUUAGGUUUUAAGAUAGCAUCACGUUAUUACAUCGAUAAUGAUCACGUUUUUACAUUAUAGUAUUGAGUAUUUAAGGUUAGGGUUAUUUAAGGUUAGGGUAAACCCUAACCCAUAAGAUGAUUUUACUUGAUAGUUCUCACGUUUUUACUGGAUAAUUAUCCUGUUUUUACAUGAUACUAUCACAUUUUAAGGUGAUACUAUAACAUUUUACGUGAUAUUUAUUGACAUGUUUUUACAUGAUAGUUCUCAAGUUUAUACUUGAUAAUUUUCGCGUUUUUACACACUCAUGUUUUACAUAAUCACAUAUUUACAUGAUAAAUAUCAAGUUUUACAUGAUAAAGAUCAUGUUUUUACAUGAUCAAUAUCUAGUUUUUACAUAGUAUCACAUUAUCACAUGAUCGUUAUCACGAUGUUACAUUAUAGUAUAGCAUUAAGUAUAGAGUUUUUACAUAAUAUGAUUUUACUUUAUAGUUCUCACAUUUUUACUUGAUCAUUAUCACGUUUUUACAUGAUACUAUCACAAUCUUAGGUUAUAUUAUCACGUUUUACAUGGUAAUGAUGACGUUUUUACAUUGUGAUGAUCAAAUUUUGCAUGGUAAUGAUCACGUUUUUACAUAAUAAUCACAAUUUUGCAUCGUAGGAUCACAUUGUUCCAUGGUAGUUCUCAUGUUUUUACUUGAUAACAUCACGUUUUUAGAUACUAUUACAUUUGACAUGAUAAUGAUCACAUUUUUACAUGAUAAUUAUCAAGUUUCACAUGAUAAUGAUCAUGUUUUUACGUGAUAAUUAUUUAGGUUUCAAGGUAGUAUCACCUUAUUACAUGAUAAUGAUAACGUUUUUACAUUAUAGUAUUGAGUUUUUACAUGAUAUAAUAUUACUAGAUAGUUCUCAAGUUUUUACUUGAUAAUUAUCACGUUUUUACAUGAUGCUAUCACAUUUUUAGGUGAUAUCACGUUUUACGUGUUUUCACAUGAUCAUUAUCUAGUUUUUACAUAGUGUAACUUCAUUACAUGAUACUGAUCAUGUUUUUACAUUAUAGCAAGUUUUUACAUAAUAUGAUUUCAUAUGAUAGUUCUCAUGUUUUUACAUGAUAAUGAUCACGUUUUUACACAUCACAAUUUUACAUUUUAGCAUCACAUUUUUACAUGGUAGUUCCCACGUUUUUACUUGAUAAUUAUCACGUUUUUACGUACGAUCACAUUUUAAGGUGAUACUAUCACGUUUUACGUGAUAAUGAUCACAUUUUGGCAUGAUAAUUAUCAAGUUAUACAUGCUAAUCAUCACGUUUUCACAGAAUAAUUAUCUAGUUUUUACAUACUAUCACAUUUUCACAUAAUAUGGUGUUGGUGUUAUAUAGCGCUUUUCCACCUUUUUUUUAAGGCGCUCAAAGCGCUUUACACUAUCUCGCCAUUCACCUACUGGUGACGCAGCACCAGGAGCAAUGUGGGGUUCAGUGUCUUGCUCAAGGACACUUCGACGAGUUCAUCAGGGCAGAGACUUGAACCCACAACCUCUGGGUUGGGGGACAACUACUCUACUACUCAGUCACGCCACAGCCAUGAUAGUCAUCAAGUUUUUGCAAGAUACUAUACUAUCAGGAAAAAAUAUGAUACUGGACUUUUUUUUUGGGUGGCAACAUUACACUUCAGUACAAUCCAAACAAAAACAUGUACUGUAUAUGACUCCAUGAUACUGUCAUAUGCCAAAUUUUACUGUGCAUUAUGUGUGAACAGCUGUCACAUUUUUAGGGUAUUUGUACAGAUUUCCAUCGUAACAGUGAAAAAUGCAUUUUUCUUAAAGGACCUCAAAGCCUUAUCAUGCACGAUGAUGAAGUUCAUGUAGGGGUAAAAUGAAAAAAAAGCUGGGGUUUUAUUGUAAUUUGGAGAAACUGCAAUUGUGCCUUUACCUAUAAAUCCUGUACAAUGAAACUAACAAAUUGUAGUCAUUUUUCAAAUACAGUAUGUUGAAUGGAUGUCUGGUUUGGUCCAGAGUAAAUGAUGAAAAUCAACGACCUUAAGUUUGGACUUUUUACCUCAAUUUUCACUCUUAGGAAACGUCAUGUUUUUUAAAAGCCACAUUAAGACGUUUAGAUAUUUAACCUUAAACUGUGCUUAUAUCAGACUUUUCUUGCAAAACCUUUUGAAAGCCAAUAAGCUCACGGAGAGUGAAAUAGCCAUGAAGUCACAUGUUCCAGAACGCCGCUUAUGAAAGCUCGCGUCCACGACUUCAACAGUAGGCCUCUUGUGUUUGCGUUGAGCAGCACAUUUAGCCUAAUCUUUCUAGUUUUCACGCUACAGCCCAGAAUUUGCGCCCGCUGUGACUCAGCCAAGACUGGAAAACAGUGUUGUUAAAAAAAAAAAACCAAAUAAAAUGACUUUAACCUUAAAGGGAGUUUACCACAUCACCGCAUUUAGUUGGUAUGCUUUUGUUGUGAUCACUCUGGCUGCAAAAGAUGGGAGAACAAUUACCACCUGGGAUCUUUGUGUAUGGAGGACCUUGGAAGUACCUCACGUUUUUGAACUUGUAACAGAGAAGAUAGACUGAGAGACUUGAAGUUCUACCGUAUUCUGAGAGACCCGAAGAGGAGAGCGAGAUGGACUGCUGUAAUUCGACAAGAAGUCUGGGCACCAAACGAUCACCACAGACUAUGUAGUAGUCAUUUUAUAUCUGGUAAGAUGCAUUUAAUAUAUAUUUAGAAGAUUUUGGGCUGACAACCACAAUUAAGAUCAUUGUGUGACGUUGGCGAUUGGGGUCUAUAUAGUUGCCUCUUUUUCUUUGGGGGUGGAGUUGUUGUUUUGUUGGCGGUAAGCAGAGUAAAAAGAAGGAGAAAAAUACCACAACUUCCGUGUCUUAAUUUUUCGCCACCAAGCAAGCAUUGCAAUGUUAAUUAAAAAUGAAUGAAAACUAAAUACUAUUGAACAUGUCAUCAUUAUCAUUAUAAAAAUUUAAGUGACGGGUAAAAAUAGAUUAUGAACGGAUUUUUAUGACCCUGUCAGUCAAAAUGACAGACAACGAAAAUGUCUAGCGCAACCUCUGCUCUGGUGUCCUUCGACAGCUCUUUGGUCUUGGCCAUAGUGGAGUUUUGAGUGUGACUGACUGAGGUGGUGGACAGGUGUCUUUUAUACCAAUAAUAAGUUAAAACAGGUGCCAUUAAUACGGGUAACGAGUGGAGCCUCGUUAAGACCUCGUUAGAAGAAGUUAGACCUCUUUGACAGCCAGAAGUCUUGCUUGUUUGUAGGUGACCAAAUACUUAUUUUCCACUCUAAUUUGCAAAUAAAUUCUUUAAAAAUCAAACAAUGUGAUUUUUUUCCCCCACAUUGUCUCUCAUGGUUGAGGUUUACACAUGUUGAUGACUACAGGCCUCUCUAAACUUUUCACUUAGGAGAACUUGCACAAUUGGUGGUUGACUAACUACUUAUUCGCCCCACUGUAUCUGCCGAUAGCUGACUAGCAUAUGUCGAAAGAUAAUCACCCGAGCAGUCAACAAAAAUGCCUGUCAACGCUUUCUUUUGCCACUCGAGGUGAUCGUGGGCCUGCUGAAGUUCUGGCCCAAGACCCACAGUCCCAAGGAGGUGAUGUUCCUCAACGAGCUGGAGGAGAUCCUUGACGUUAUCGAGCCGGCCGAGUUCGUCAAAGUCCACCAGCCGCUCUUCCGGCAGUUGGCCAAGUGCGUGUCCAGCACUCACUUCCCGGGUCAGUUAUUAACGCGACACCUGCUCCUUGAAAUUGGCCGCGCUUUGAUGAUUCUUUCCUUUUCUGUGUGGACACCGAGAGGGAGAACGACUGCAGCUCGACAUUCCGAACUUGCUCUCCGAGACAAACGCAGUCUUCUCUAAAACAA